This is a messenger RNA of Brassica napus (rape), 1214 nucleotides long. Its product is annotated as probable WRKY transcription factor 26. The record is from RefSeq and is a predicted model, not a curated record. Gene Ontology annotation, biological process: regulation of DNA-templated transcription. Gene Ontology annotation, molecular function: DNA-binding transcription factor activity; sequence-specific DNA binding. NCBI's taxonomy places the organism in Eukaryota, Viridiplantae, Streptophyta, Magnoliopsida, Brassicales, Brassicaceae. The coding region runs from base 150 to 1109 and encodes 319 amino acids. The transcript has 4 exons.
UCACACUAAGUCACAUGUAAUAAACCCUUUAUAAUUGCUUGAUCUUUCCCUCUCUCACUUAGUCAAAUAUCAUUCCCUUAGUUUCCUGGAAACUUCCUCCUCUGCAGUAAAGAAAAGAAGAAGAAGAGUAUCACAUACAGUAACCAUUGAUGGCCUCUUUCAACCAGCAAAGAUCUGUUCCUAAGUUCAAGUCAGCAACACCGUCUCCACUUCCUCUCUCUUCCUACUUCUCUAUGCCUCCUGGUCUUACUCAAGCCGACCUUCUUGACUCUCCUCUUCUCUUCACUUCCUCUAACGUUUUGCCAUCUCCAACGACAGGCACGUUUCCUUUGGAAUCUCUGAACUGGAAGAACAACGGUUUGCUUACCAACCGGAAUGAAAUCAAAGCUGAAGAUGGGAAGGAGGAGCACUUUGAUUUUGCCUUCACUACCAUCCAGACAUCUCCUCCUUUGUUCCUAUCUCAUUUUCAGACAGAAGAUCAGCGUUCAACCCAAGUGGAUGUACCCAAAUUUGAGUCAUCAGGUAACAAAACCUCUGAAGAUGGAUACAACUGGAGAAAAUACGGACAGAAGCAAGUCAAAGGAAGCGAAAACCCUAGGAGUUACUUCAGAUGCACGUAUCCAAACUGCCUCACAAAGAAGAAAGUAGAGACUUCUCUUGUGAAGGGUCAUGUCACUGAGAUUGUCUAUAAAGGAAGCCACAAUCAUCCCAAACCUCAGUUCACUAAGAGGUCAGCUUCCACUGCAGCAACAAAUGACGUCAGUUCUCAUCAGAGUGGUGGUGAAGAUAACGUAGAUGCCAAAAGAGGGAAAAGAGAAGAGGCUGUGAAGGAGCCAAGAGUGGUAGUUCAGACAACAAGUGAUAUAGACAUUCUUGACGAUGGUUAUAGAUGGAGAAAGUAUGGUCAGAAAGUCGUUAAAGGCAAUCCAAAUCCAAGGAGCUAUUACAAGUGCACCUUCACAGGAUGUUGCGUAAGGAAGCAAGUGGAGAGAGCAUUCCACGACGCAAAGUCAGUGAUCACUACUUACGAAGGAAAGCAUAACCACCAAAUCCCAAACCCAAAGAAGACGUCACACCUCAACAUGAUCUCAGACUGUGUCAGCUUUUAGUUUUUUUCAGAACGUUAUGUAACAAAUGAUGUAAUAAACAUAGAAAAGGCACAUGCUAUUAGCUGACAUUUUGAAGUAAAGGCAAAUCCAUUCACUUUCUUUAUA